Molecule: messenger RNA, 1203 nt
Organism: Protobothrops mucrosquamatus (brown spotted pit viper)
Lineage: Eukaryota; Metazoa; Chordata; Lepidosauria; Squamata; Viperidae
Gene: TEN1
Product: TEN1 subunit of CST complex
Exons: 4
Coding region: 243-620 (125 amino acids)
Biological process (GO): negative regulation of telomere maintenance via telomerase
Cellular component (GO): CST complex
Molecular function (GO): telomeric repeat DNA binding; single-stranded DNA binding; telomerase inhibitor activity
Source: RefSeq, a predicted model, not a curated record
UCGCGUGCGGAGCUUCCAGUAGGGAGGCUUCGGUUCGAGUUGGGAGGUUUUCCAUUGCUAGGAGGAAGCUGGGGUGGGGGUUAAGAAUCCAUUGGUUUUAUGCAAAUAUUUAAUUUGCACCAUCGACGUUUAAUUUCGUACAAGUAUGCACCGGGCGUCCUUGUGAAACCAGGGCAUUGGUUGCUGGAAUUGCACAUUGUUUUCGACCGUCCAGGAUCUGUUUUUGCAAGCCAUUCUACAUAAUGCUUCCAGAUGCUGGAACAUAUCACUUUCCUUGGGAAAUAAACUCUACUUCAGUACCGGAAGGGAAAACCCUGAGAACAUAUGGCAGACUUCACUCUUACGAUAUGGCCAUUUCCCAAGCCAUCUUAACAGCUCAACAUGCAUCUGAUCAGCACUGUAUUCAAGUUUGCACAAAGUUUGUAGAACCCUUUCAGGCUCAGCUUGGGUCUCUGUAUAUUGUCCUGGGGGAAACUGAAUUCAAGGAAGGUGAAAUGAUUCUAAAGGCUCGUGUAUUUACAUGUGUAGAAGGAAUAAAUCUUCAAUUGUUGGAAAAAGCUAUAGAGGAACAGAGAAAAUAUUUUCAGGAGAGAAGGAAAGAUCAUGAAGAAAGUAUAUGAUAGUACUAUGCUUCAGGCAGGAUUUAUUUUUGAGCAGAAAAUUUGCUGUUCUGUAUAUGAUCAUUCUUGCCUUUACUCCUGGUUUUGUUGGAGAUUAUAUUGCUUUGUGAAUACUUCCUUAAAAUUGGUUUGAUAUAAAGUUUUAGACUCUGAGGAUGCAGAUUAUGUCUAGAGUUCCAGAACUGGUCUCUGUAAUAGACUGUGAAUCUUAUACAUAACUCUAUUUAGAAACUUAUACAAACAAUACAGCAUGCAAAGGGCUAAUAGAAAUCUUUAUUUUGGAAGAUGAUUUUUGGAAAUUACAAAAGCUUGAUCCUUAAGCUUGUUUGAAAGCAAAGAAUUUUCUUAAUAUGCCAAAGAAACCAACAGUUGGUGGCUGUGGGGGAAAUGGCUUUUAAUUCUAAUUUUGUUGAUAGAAAAAAGUGUUUUUGCAGGCUUGGAAUGCCCCCCUUUUCCAUUUCCAUUUGUGACAAUACAACUUCCUUGCUUUCCUGAAGUUGUUGAACACCUUAAUCUUCCAUUGUACAAAUUUCAAAAUAUAUCACAUUUGUGAAAUAAAAGCUGUCAAAUAAUGAAUAUCUGA